AUGUCUUUGCUUUAUAAACAGCGUGAAUUCAAGGGCAUGGAAACUGUCCAGUGUCCCCAGUUCCAGGGGUUCAGGACCAGAUUCUUCUUCCUGGCUUUCGCCACGGUAGUUCCGUGGCCUCUCAGGACCUUUUCACGGCCGUUUUCGAACAAUCCCUACGGCGUACCGGAAGCCGGCCAUGUUGAUAAGCAGCUUAUCAAAGUAUCGCGUGACUUUCGUGUGCGGGCCGCGCGCGAGGGUUGGUAUGGCAACGGAGAUUAG
This is a messenger RNA of Penicillium bovifimosum, 261 nucleotides long. RefSeq lists its product as uncharacterized. Bases 1 to 261 code for a protein of 86 amino acids. The transcript is spliced from 2 exons. NCBI's taxonomy places the organism in Eukaryota, Fungi, Ascomycota, Eurotiomycetes, Eurotiales, Aspergillaceae. The record is from RefSeq and is a predicted model, not a curated record.